This is a messenger RNA of Penicillium pulvis, 1293 nucleotides long. RefSeq lists its product as uncharacterized. Bases 1 to 1293 code for a protein of 430 amino acids. Lineage: Eukaryota; Fungi; Ascomycota; Eurotiomycetes; Eurotiales; Aspergillaceae. The transcript has 2 exons. The record is from RefSeq and is a predicted model, not a curated record. Gene Ontology annotation, molecular function: 6-phosphogluconolactonase activity; protein binding.
AUGCGGUUCCUUGCACCAGCAACUGGGGCAAUCCUGACCCUCCUGACAACAACAUCCGCCUCAUCAAUUCCCCAAUUCCAACCUCAGGUGCCACAGCCAAAACACACCCAUAAGCACGCGAACGAGUCGCGGUUGUGGGCUACACACUACAAUGGCAAUGUUUAUACACUCACGCUCUCCGGCUCUAAUCUUUCGAUUGCCGAUACGCAGAAGACUUGUGGUGCUAUGCCGAGUUGGUUAACGUUUGAUUCGGAGAGCAAAAUCCUCUACUGCUCGGAUGAGAAUGGAACUUCUGAUCCUAGCACGCAUGGAUCCUUGACUGCGUACCAUGUUGAUGGGCCUGGUGGAAAGUUGGCGCAGAUCGCGAAGACAAAGACCGUUGGAGGUGGGGUUAACAGUGUUAUUUUUGAGGCGGGGAAGAAGGACAAGUAUAUUGCUAUUGCGCAUUAUGAAGGCUCCGCCAUCUCAACCUUCGCUCUGCCCCUAAAAUCCAACUCGGAAGCCAAACAAACCCUCCCCUUCAAAAUGACGCACAAAGGCGCAGUGGCCCAACAAGACUCCCCUCACCCACACGAAGUCUUCCUGGACCCAACAGGUUCCUUCCUCGUAUCCCCCGAUCUAGGCGCAGACCUUGUCCGAAUUUACAGCAUCGACGCCACAACCGGGCACCUGGGUCUCUGUCCGCCCGUAAACGUGACUUUUGGCUCAGGACCGCGACACGGCGUAUUCUGGACAGACGCGACGACCAAGAACGCAGAUACCAAGACUGGGGCACCGACGCACAUGCGUCAGGUCGCAGCUGUCGGAAAGACGAUGAUGUACCUUGUCAAUGAGAUUGGGGGUACAAUGAUGAGUUAUGAUGUUUCGUAUGCGCGAUCUGGAUGUUUGGAUUUGCAGAAGACGCAGACGCUUGUCCCUUACCCUGGCGGGAAGAUGCCCAAGGGCGCGACGCCCGCGGAGAUCCGGAUGGUUGGGGAGAAAUUUUAUGUUUCCAUUCGCAGUGAUCAGGGUUUCAAGCCGGAUGAUUCAAUUGUCACGCUUGAUCGUCUUGGAAAUGGUACUGUGGUCAUGAAGGGGAAGACCGAUUCGUAUGGAAAGGUGCCUCGGACUGUGGUGAUUAAUAAGAAGGGUGAUCUGGUUGCCAUUGGGGAUCAGAGCACGUCAACAGUUGCUAUUGUUCAGCGGGACCACAAAACUGGACAUCUGGGGAAGAAGGUUGCUGUACUGCAGGUUGGUGAGCCUGGGAAGGUUGGAACUGCAGAGGGAUUGAGCAGCGUUAUUUGGGAGGAUUAG